Messenger RNA from Pungitius pungitius (ninespine stickleback), 2939 nucleotides. RefSeq names its product NOP2/Sun RNA methyltransferase 6 (gene nsun6). Gene Ontology annotation, molecular function: RNA methyltransferase activity; RNA binding. Bases 530 to 1915 code for a protein of 461 amino acids. The transcript has 12 exons. Lineage: Eukaryota; Metazoa; Chordata; Actinopteri; Perciformes; Gasterosteidae. Gene Ontology annotation, biological process: RNA methylation. The record is from RefSeq and is a predicted model, not a curated record.
AACUAAGGGCCCCGUGAAGGAUGGACUAGAAUCAAGUGUGUGUCAGGUUGUUACCUCUGAAUAACGUACUGGGUGCUGCAAUGGAUCAUGUGCGAAAUUACCCUUUUGAACACGCAACAGGUAAAGAAGUGUGCAGUUACACUUGCUAUAACAUGUAGUUAGAUGCUGAAAUGUGAUGUUAGAAUUAUUCAAAGUUACUUAUAGUUUGAGUGAAACACGGAGCCCCAUGAGGGAUGGACUAGAAACAAGUGUGUGUAAAUGGUGACAACGUUAAAUGACUUGAAGUGAGAUACAGACAGGAGGACCGGAAACGUCAUUGAUCUUGUGCGGCGAAUACUGUAACUCACUCUCAGAUUUCUUGAGAUGCGAGACUGUUAAAGUUCAGCAAAAAAAAGAACAACGUUGUAUUUGUCUGUCUUUAGAAUUUCCCUCCUCUCUUCUCCAGUCAUUGGUUGCCUCCGGUGCUCUUAUCUUAUCUAUGUUGAUGCGAGGCUUUUCUAAAAGGGAGCAGACAUAAACAGAUUGAAGAAUGUCUAUUUUUCCAAGGAUUUCACUGAAGCCCGAAGUUGCUGAUUAUCUCAGGAGUGUCUUCUUAAACAAGGAGGUUUUAGCUGCAGUCGGCCAUCAGGAGGCGGAAUGCCGUUUCCAGAAGCUGCUCACCUGUCUGUCACACCCUCCUUCGCACACUUGUGUUCGGGCAAGUACCCAUCUCGCUCCCCUGGAGGAGAUCCAACACAAGUUGGCACAAGAGCUGGAAAAGCAGAUGUGCAGCUCAUCCGCAGGGGAGGUCUCCGCUCAGAUUGUUCCUCACCCGCGAAUCCCAGACGUGCUGCUCCUUCCCGUCGACGGGCCGAGGCCGGUGAAGCGGCUCGGCUCAGAGGUGGUGGUCGGCGCUCAGUGCGGCAGCGCCGUACUUCGAGGCGCUCACGUCUUCGUCCCGGGGAUCGUCGCCAGCCCAAAGUACAUGAAGGCGGGCGACGCGGUGUCCGUCCUCUCGGACUCGGAGGGGCGGUGCACCCGAGGGGCCACGAGCUUCCAGGGGAGCCGAGUGUUUGUGGGGAACGGCGUCGCGCAAGUGGACCGCUCGGCCAUCUUCUGCACGGAUGAACCUGUCAAAGGAAUAGGCGUUCGGAUGGUGGACCCACUUUACCAGAGUCCUUCCUUCGACGGAGUUCUACCCGACAUGGCAUUUCUACAGAACCUUCCCUCCGUAGUUGUGGGACACGUCCUCGGGCCCCGACCUGGAGAACGGAUCCUGGAUAUGUGCGCGGCCCCCGGAGGGAAGACCUGCCACAUCGCUGCGCUCAUGAGGGACCAGGGCGAGGUCGUUGCUUUGGACAGGAUCCGAAAUAAGAUCGAUCGGAUCCGUCAAAAUGCCCAAAUGUUACAUCUACGUUCCAUCAAAGUUUAUUGCUUUGACAGCACUCGAGCUGUGAGCAGCGACCCGAGCCCCCGGGCCGAAGGACCUCCCUUUCCACCCGAAAGCUUUGACCGGGUUCUUCUGGACGCGCCGUGCAGUGGACUGGGACAGAGACCCAACAUGUCCUGCACCUGGAGCCUCAAGGAGAUCUGCUCCUACCAGCCGCUGCAGCGCAAGCUAUUCCAGGCUGCGGUGCGGCUGUUGAAGAAAGGCGGGGUUCUCGUGUACAGCACCUGCACUGUGACUCUAUCGGAGAACGAGGAGCAGAUCGCCUGGGCCCUGGAGACCUUCCCCUGCCUCACGCUCCAGCCUCAGGAGCCUCACAUCGGGGCAGAGGGCAUGCUGGGAGCCGGCCUGUCGCCCGAGCAGCUGCGCCUCCUCCAGAGGUUCAGUCCUGAGCUCACCUGGGACCGGACGGGGGCGGCGGCCCCCCUCCCCUGCGGAGCCGACGGGGACACCAUCGGCUUCUUCAUCGCCAAGUUCCUGAAAACCUGACCUGCAGCGGGACGUCUUCUCCCCCCCCCCCCCCCCACCACACACACACACACACACAAGGACGGCAGAAGGGAACAACCGUGUUUAUGUUACAGCGCCGGGGCGGCGCUCCCCGAGACGCUCGCUGCGCUGUUUACAGCAUCUGCCUCUUAACAGCUGCUCUCUGGAACUGCGGGCCAUGUAGGGAUGAGCUUUAUAAACACCACAGGCGGGGGGGGGGGAGGGAGGCAGGCAGGCAGGCAGGCAGGCAAGUUUUGGCAAAUGCAGCAACGCUCGCAUCGCCAUAACAACAAUGACGACACAGCUGCCAUGGUGACGGCGGAUUGGCUGGAUGUGACGGAGCAGGAAGCAGCAGCAGAGAGAGCGAGCGAGAGAGAGAGAGUGAGAGGUGUGGUUCAUCCACCUGGAGGAAAUCGUGCAUUACUUCAGAUUAAAAUGUACUUUAAAAAUAACAUUCUCUUUUUGUACGUUAUGUAUUCAGCAACUGCAAAUUAAAUGAUCAAACUGAUGAAACGUAGUCAAAGUACAAAAUGGAAUCACUCGUCCCAAAGGUAUCCGUUGAGUGUCCUUUAAAUCUGCGCAAGGUUUGUGGAUUUGUGCCGACAGUGCAGAAUCACCCGCCCUGAUCUCCCAGCAUGCAGCAUUUUGAGGACCUCUGCAAUGUCCUCUGCUCGAUCCCCUCUCCCCGGGAAGACCAGAAACCAUCGUACGCGCCCAUCAACACACAUCUGUGUGGGAACGUUAAAAUGGCCGCUCUGUUUCUCUGCUGCACCGAAGGUAAACAACCCCCAGAUCCAAUCAGCUGCCCCUCUGUGAGCGCUUGUCUAUUUCGGAGGCGUCUAGUGUGUGUGUGUGUGUGUGUGUGUGGAGAAGCUAUUUUGGAUGCAUCCCAUCAGUCUUGUCGUCUGUGUGUCGAUGUUGUCAUGACGACUCGGGAGGAAGGCCCGAGGAGUCCACCUCAAUUUUUCAGCAGAGUUUCAGAAGACUAUUUAUAGGCGGUGCACUCCUCCUGUCUGGGUCUUCU